AUGUGUCCUACUCUCAAGAUAGAGUUGGCUCGCAUCAAUGAGUCUCAAGCCAAGUCUGCCGCUUCAACUAUCCCCUUCAGUCCUGGCCUGUCUUGUAUGCCCACUUUCCCUGCCCCUGGGCCUGGCGUGCAGUCAAAUAUCGCGCAAUAUUAUGUUGUGCGGCCAGAUCAGGUUAGUCCGGUGGUAGCAGCCAAGAGAAUGCGAGUCGAGGUGCUUAAACAGAGAGCUCAAAAUGCACUUUAUGGCCAAAUUGGGUCUCAAGGACGAGCAGUGCCAUAUGAACAGGCGUACUAUCAAACUGCUGCGUGGGUUGCGGCACAGCAGCAGCAAACUAAGCUUCAAUAUCAAACCCCAUCUCACAACCAGUCAAUAACCAUUCCACGCCCGCCCUCUCCUCCAAUCGCAGGCCUAUGCCUGCAUUGUACCGAAGCUGUUGGUUCAGUGAAAGCAAUUCAACAAGCCCAACCGUACUAUGGCCUGACCGAAGAAGAGGUCAUGGGUGCAGGGACCUGGCGCUUCGUCGUCGAAUCCUACAGAACUGCUUAUGAGCUCGUCAACAACUGGGUUGAAUGUAUAAGUGCCAUCAAUCCUUUGGCUGGCCGUUACGCCUCCCUCGAUUAUCCUGGCUUCCCAUUCCACCUCGCCCUCCCACCUUACACCCCCUCUCCAUACUCGGAAAUGGAAUCAAUGGUCGAAGAACUUAACAAGGAAAUCAUGAUGCGGAAGAUGCAUACCAUGAUCGUCGAAAACCAUGAAGAAGUUCGAGCCAUCAAGAAACGAUAUGCUGAGGAGGGUUCCGCCUACUACGAAAACAAUCCUUAUCGUUUCGUCAGCCAUGCAGCUGCCGAGGACCCCUUCACAGAUGACGUCGAACUAGGCGACGUUCCUGAGAUUGUGCAUCCCUUGUUGCAUAACCAGCCUCAGAAAGGAAGUUUCACUGCCCCGAAGCAGAGAGUUAGCAGGGAGGUGAGAGACAAUGUCUGCGUGCGAGAAAACAGCAACAAGUCGCCUACCCCCGCUCCUAGGUACUUGCAUGGAGUCAGCCUCCUAGAUGUCAAUUUGGCUACAUCUAUGGACAUUGACGAAGGAACAGACACUGAUUGGUUCGCGUUUACUGAUCGCAACACCGAUACGGACACUGAUAUGACUACGGAUAUCGAUGACGAUGAUGGCGAUACUGUGGUGUGCCCGGGCUCGAUUACUGAUUGUAGCCCUAUGGUCAUGAGCGGUAUACCAGCAUUGACCUUUGACAACACGCCAUCUCGUACCACAAUUACAUCCAUCUCGACACCUAGCACGGCACCUAGACCCCGGAAGCGUAUACGAAUCCAGGAAUCUUUGCCGGAGCGUUGGCGCAGUGCCUUGAGACCUCGUCAGCACUUGCGCGAUGAUUCAAUGAAUGGACUGUACCUUGACUAG
Messenger RNA from Talaromyces marneffei, 1419 nucleotides. RefSeq lists its product as uncharacterized. The record is from RefSeq and is a predicted model, not a curated record. Bases 1 to 1419 code for a protein of 472 amino acids. The transcript has a single exon. NCBI's taxonomy places the organism in Eukaryota, Fungi, Ascomycota, Eurotiomycetes, Eurotiales, Trichocomaceae.